Molecule: messenger RNA, 9921 nt
Organism: Haplochromis burtoni (Burton's mouthbrooder)
Lineage: Eukaryota; Metazoa; Chordata; Actinopteri; Cichliformes; Cichlidae
Product: KAT8 regulatory NSL complex subunit 1
Exons: 15
Coding region: 1410-4760 (1116 amino acids)
Cellular component (GO): NSL complex
Molecular function (GO): histone acetyltransferase binding
Source: RefSeq, a predicted model, not a curated record
AACUUUUUAGAAACUUUAUUUCUUGUUGACCUAACAUUUUGCUAAGAAUGACAUAUUCAUUAACUGAGUUUUGUUUCAUUUAUGCCUGUUCGGACAUAGUUGGCGCUGUUUUUUUCACAAUAUGAAGGUUUACACGCGGCUCUGUGGGGAAGAUCUCCUUCAUGCGGCCAGUAACACUUGACACUAAACAUAAACAUUUAAGACUGAUGAGUUAAAUUGAUUCCCUUAUAGUUUUAGCUUAGUUUGUUCUUGUUUGGAGGUAGUUGGCGCUAUGUUUGGGCACAGCGUGAGGCUUUUAUUAUUUUAUUACACGCAGCACUGUGGAGAAGAGCUCCUUCAUGUGGCCGCUGGCUGCACCUCGUCAUGAAGCUUGUUGUGUGUAGUGUAGUGUGGUGUUUGUGGGCGAUCCUGUUCCUGUUAAAAAGUGACAAGAGGCGCAGGCUCUGUUUGCACAAAUUCUUCCAAAAAAUAGCUGCUUAGGGGAGCAGAUCCCGGCUGUAGUCCUCGUUCCUGUUAGUUAUUGUUGAUUUUCCGCGUAAAUAUUUAGCGCACAGGUGGUCUUUGAAGCAUAAGGGGUAUUUUCUGUGUGUACCGUUGGAGUAGGACCAUAGAUAUGGCGUGUUUAACCAGAAACAGCAGCGGUCGCGGAACCAGUACAGCAAGAAAAUAAAAGUGUGUGUCCGCUGGUAUCUUUUUUGGAAGACAAUGCCCUCCUGUGGGAUCUUCUUUUGAGCUUUUAUGUCGUUUCUUAUCUGCCCUUUACUCUAGUGGUGACUAUGAGAAACGUCUCCCGCCUACCAGCUCUAGCACAUACGCACACACUCACGCGCGCGCGCAGCACUUCUAUGUUUGUCAGAGUCAAAUCCGAGGGAGAGGAGCUAGCCGCCAUUUUCUAAGCGUCUCUCCCUAAAACGAGAGAAAACGGCUCGCGGCAAACUGCCGUCUGGAUUACCUCUUCCUCACCGGGAAUCGGACUUUUCGGUAAAGGAUUGCCGUGAAAUCGCCUACGUUUGAAGUAAUUUGGAGUAGAAAGGACGGUUUCGCGGCCUUGCCCUUAUAUUCGGCGAGGCUAGCUGGCGAGUAAGGUGUAGCUCGUUGAUUCGCCCAUUGCUGUAUCCGGAACGAACCCGAGCGGCUCUGCGCUGUGGACCCGGGCCCCUUUUCCUCCGCUCUCUGGUUGCAUUUAUUAUUUUUAUGGAUAUUAAUUGAUGGCUGAGUGAUCGAGUCAACGCGCCACAUUUUGUGCGUGUGUGUGCGUGUUAGCACCCUUGGAUUUUUUCCACCAGAAACUGCAGGGGAUUGUUGCCGAAAUUCCCUCGGAUAGUGCAACCUCGUCACGUGGCUGUCCUCAGGUGGGGCAGUAAGCGGGUGGAGUGGAGCAGGCCGCGGUGCCCGUCCCUCUGCACUGCAUGGCUGCGAUGGCGCCCGCUCUCACCGACGCCCCAGCCGAAGCUCACCACAUCCGCUUCAAACUGGCUGCCCCAUCCUCGAGUCUCUCACCAGCCAGUGCAGAGAACAACGGUAACGCCAGCAACAUCCUCAUCCACAGCAGCGGCCCCGCCAAGUGCAAGGCCACCUCCGAAGAGUGUCCCCUCGACUUUUGUGGCGGAGGCGGUAACCAGGAACAGCAGCAGCCACAGGCCCAAUCUGACUCUGUGUCCCAGGCCUCUGCCCUGGGCAAACUCCAGCCACUUGUGGCUUCUUAUCUUUACCCGGAUGUGACACCUGUCCCUUCAACUAAGGAGUCAAUUAAGCUGCAAGGAGUCCUCAUUAAACAGUCUGUGCUGAAAAGCCACAGAAUACUGCCCAACUCUCUGCUCAACGGCAGCGGAGACUUCCUCAGGAAGAGGCAGGCGAUUGAACUGUCGGGCGGCCAGCUCAAAAGUCUCAUGAGUGGCGGCACCAACGGAAGCGGCCAGCCCAUGGCACCCGUCAACGGCCUGGCCAAGAAGCUGGCCACCAUGUCCAGCUCUGGCUGUGUGGUCGCGGUGAAUGGCGACAAGCCUCCCGCCGCCACCGACUCUCAGCCCCAGAACCUGCCCUUUGACUCUGAGACCUUGACGGCGACCUUAACAGGGCACAUCCCUUUGAAAGGAGCUCUCAAACGGAGGCAUUCCUCUGGGGUUUCUCAAAACACAGAUGGACAAAAUGUCGAACCACCAGUGCUUCAGUCAGCUGCACUUUCUCCCUUUACCAGCGGCAACCCUAACCCAGUUGAACAGGCAAAUUUGGAGGAAGCAGAUCCAGAUACCCCUACGAGUCAGCCACAGGGUUCUGAUGGAGAGCGGCCAGGCAGCAGUCAGCAGGGCUCACCGCCAUGUACGCCUGCAGCUCCCAUACCCUGCGGUUCCUCCUCAGAUAGCCUCGACGCUCAUGUAAGAGAACGCACUCUUAUCAAUAGCAGCCGCCAAGCCGAGCUCGAGAGCCGACUGCGACGCCUGCACAAACGUCUUCAAGUGGUACAGGCAAAGCAGGUUGAGCGGCACAUUCAGCAGCAGCUGGGUGGCUUCUUGGACACGGCCUUGAAUCGGCUACUAGGCAGCAACCGGAAAUCAGAGACUGCAACCCCCACAGCUUCAUGGAGGACCGGGCGCCACUCGUCAAACAACCGGGAUGGUCUGAGUCGUUUCCUGAAAAGUGGCUCGAUGCCCUUGGAGCUGGAGAGGUUGUAUUUGAGUGGCUCAGCCAACCUUCAUUCAGCAGAAAGCGCCUUUGACUCUGAUGUAACAGAGAGUAGCUCUGGAGGGGACUCUGACCUGGAAGAGGAGGAGCUGUCCCGAGUGGACAUUGAGCAGCGGCAUGUCAAAAUAUGGAAGCGAGCAGAGAGCCGCUACACCGUGGAGAGAGCUGCCAUCAUCAGCCACUGGAACUGGCUCCAGGCCCACAUCUCGGACUUGGAGUACCGCAUCCGGCAGCAGACGGACAUUUACAGACAGAUCCGCGCCAGCAAGGGCUCAGUAGAGCUGGGAGGUGUUUCGCCAAGUGGGGUGCUUGCAGGUGGGACAGAAGUAAAAGCAGAGCCUGUAAACAUUCAGGACGCCGGUUCAGAACGGCUGGAGCACACGGGCACCGCCCAUAUCAGCAGCACAGAGCCGGGCCCUUGGAAAGGUCAAAACGGGCAGCCAGUCAACGGCGUCCUCAGCAGGAUGGCAGAGAGCACAGACGCCAAGCAUCAGCAGCCGUCGGCCUACGACAGCACAUGCGUGGCUGCACGUACGCGGCCGCUAAUCAGCUGCCGCCGGCGGCGACUCAUUCAGCCCAACACUGUGCCCAACCUUAACGGCAAGGCCCCGAGGAGCAGCUGCAUCCAGUGUAACUGCAGGGUUAACCCCACCUGUGUGAUGUGCGGUGGCUGGCCCACCCCCAGAGAGGACCCUCAGUACGAGCUGCCCACCCUGGAGCGCCUGUCAAGGCUGGAUCUUGGCGUCCACCCCAUCCUCUCCUUCCCCGACGACGUUUGUAUAGGUCUGCGCCUGCAGCAGGUGAUGAAGAGCCAGUGGCAGACCAAGUCACUGGAGAGGAGCAAACCACUGAAGAAGCUCUCCCUCAAACACAAGCUCUCCUCAUCCAAAGAGAAGCACAAGUUCACCAACUCGCUCAUGGCAGUCAGUGUUGCAGGACUGGGCCACAAGAGAAGUGCUGAGAAGUCGAGGACAGUUGACAGCAGCGUUGGCGGAGGCGGCGGCGGCAGCAGCGGCGUGAUGAACGCGGCCAGGCUGGAGGGCCAGGCUGUGUGCAAGACAGAGCGGCUGCAGGCCAUCUCGACCCCGUUAGGGCCGUACGACAAGAACUACAGCCGCAAGAGAAUAAGGGAGCACUCGCUGGAGAGAGCGGACUCCUCCCCCAAGCUCUUCAUGGACUCGAGCACCCCCUGCACGACUCUAGCCAACAUGCACUCGUCCCUGCACAGCCCCCUAACACGCCAGCUGUCCACAUCUUCAGAGAACUCUGUGCCGCUGGGCCUGAGCAGCCAGAGUGUCCUGAGCACGCCUCAGCAGCCAAUCAAGAGGAGGCGAGGUGAAAGCUCCUUCGACAUCAACAACAUAGUAAUCCCCAUGUCUGUGGCUGCCACCACCCGCGUGGAAAAGCUUCAGUACAAAGAGAUUCUCACGCCCAGCUGGCGGUGUGUGGACGUCUUCUCGCAGCCCAUAACCGAGGAGGAGAACGAACGCGAGGUGGAGGACCUGUCAGACGCAGCUUUCAUUCAGCUCCAUCAGGCCUACGAGGACCAGGAGCGCACUCGCUGGACUUGGAGGGCCCUGGCUCCUGCUAAGAGGCGGGGCAGCAGGUCGUACAAGUCCGUGGACGGGCGCACCACACCUCUGCUGUGCGGGACCAACCCGCCCACCCCUCAGCCCGCGUCCCCCGACCCGGGCCACUGCCCAAUGCUGCAUGACUACAGCUACGUGCCGUCGCCCAUGAGUCCCGCCAGCCCCGACACCGCCUCCAACCCCCACACGCCCUGCUCGAGGGACUCCCACCGGCUCCUGUCCAGUGAGGACACGCGGUGCUCCACGCCAGACUUCACCUUCGAAGAGCGGACGGUGGCGCCGUGGGAACGCCGGUGCUUCCCCCUGCCCGAAGACCCGGCCCCAGAGCCCGAGUCUGAGAGCGACCACCAAGUCAGGCCCAGGAUGCGCAGCAUCUCAGGUUGCCGAGCGAUGGCCUACGGACGCCUCGAUUCGGAUGACGCAGAGCCGCCCCUUGACGACGAGAACAGUGGCGGCGCCCUAAAACACAAGUCCUCCACCCACCGAUGAAUGAGGGCCCCCCCCACACACCCACACACACACAGCUCCUCUCUGGCAUUAACAAGCAGAACCUCAGCGCAGAAUAACAUUAAAUGGGUUCCUGUUGUUUGAUAUUCAAACAUCAGUCUAAUACUUUCACAGUUUUUAGUGAACAUUACGGAGAUAGAAGCCUUUCCCGACACUUGUUUUUUGUCACACGAAAGAAAAAAAAAAAAAAAGAUAAAUGUUUAAAAAAAAAAAAAGUAUAAAAACAACACGUUACAAAAAAAUUUCUGUAGUAGGCUAAACAAUGUACAUGGGGGCUUAGUGGUGUUUCAUACGUCGCGUGUACACUCGUAGCGCACUAUGUAGCGGACUCCUCAAAAAUAUGGCCAAAGGGUUUUUUUUGUUUUUGUUUUUAUUGACUAGUUUGCUUGUAAUUCCCAUGUACAUUUUUAGUGGAGUGACAAAUAAAACAAUAAAAAAAGGAGAAAAAAAAUCAGCCCUUCCUCUUCCUCCGCCCCCUCAGACCUUCCUCAUCCAAAUAAAACGGAUACAUUUGAGAUGUGGUUCCCCCUCCUUCCACUAGAGGUCGCCUGAACUCACCAGAGCACUUCUUUAAACUGCCAAGUCUGGUUUGCUUCAUUAUGUUUGUUUUUUCAUUCCUGACGUGUUUUUGUUAGUUUUUCUCUCGUUCUGUUCUGACUCAUCCUCUUCUUCUUUUUUGUGCGUUCCUUUUAAUAGUAAAUCAUUCCUUUUUUGAUCUCCCGCCGCUGCCUCUGUUUUCAGUUCAGCUUCACAGAGGGCAGCACAAACAGACGCGGCGUUUUUAAGUUUGUUUUUUAUUAGUGUUUUUUUUUUUUUCUUUUUAAAGCACUUACCCCUCAAAGCGCCGCCGCUGCAUGUCAGCAAACACGCUUGCGUCCGAUCCCGACGGCACAAAGGCGUCCACUUAAUUUAAAAAAAGAAAAGAGGAAAUGGAAACGUCAAAUCGCAGCGCGGCAAACAAACCCCGCCCUCCCUCCUCUCACAUUUCACAUGUAGCAGCUCUCAGCUGAAGCCGCCCUGAGCUCAGGUUCUCCAAGGGAAAAAAUCUUCUGCUGCCCCCUCCGACCGAUCGAUCGAUCGAACGUCACACUCGGACCGGAUUUUAUUUUCACCACAUCCUCCAUAUAACCUCACACACUCCUCCUCCUCCCUCCACCUUAAAGUAACUAAUUGCUAUGCAAAAAAAAUCUAUGGUUUUUCAUUUUACACCUUUUUAUCCCGCAGCCAUUCAGUCACUGUUUGUUUUUUUCUUUUUUUGUAGUUAAGCGAGAUGUCGAUGUACCUGUUUGAUUGUUGCAGCAGUUAUAACCUAAUCAAAAAGCUGAAUUGUUUUUUCUUUUUUGUAAAUAGUACCAUUAAAACAUUUAUGUUUAACUUGGUGCCGUGGUCCUGCUCUCAGCUCAUUUGAACCUGUGUGAUGUCACCGCUCGCCUCUCGCAGGUGUAGCGCUGCGUUUGUCCUCUGGAUCCAGGUGUUUGAAUGCAGACUUUUCAUAGGUGGUCCUGAACGAGCCAGAAAUCUACAUUUUUACUGUCAGAUUUGAUGAAGUGAAACAACUGUGAUCAGCGUCCUGAUUACACCACCACCUCCACCUGCUGCGUCUGGAAGUGUCAUCCUCACUGACGUGUCCUGUUUUAAAUCCAUAACAGACCAAUUAGAACGCAGUAACACGCAUGAUUUAUGUAGAAAGUAAGAUUUUCUUACAAUGAAGCGAGGAGUUUUAAUUCUGACUGACUUUGUCAGAGGUGUGAAAGGUUCACAGCUGGGGUUGAACGUACGCCCGGGCUCACGGGCACUCAGGCAGUGAUUAAAUGGGGAGUUGAGGCAUCUGCUGGAAAAAUCAGCAGCGCUUUGAGCAGGUUAACAGGAAAUGGAGCGACUCUUCUUUCAGGGUGUGAAACUCUAGAUUAAACAGCUGAAAGGAGUUUCAAUGCCACAACUUCUUUCAGUGGAGAGGUGACUGGUUUAAACAGUUUAGUGGUUAAUGUGUCUGCCUCACCAGAGAAAGCUCCAGUUGACUCCCAGAAGAAGACCCAGUUAUCCUCUGGGAUUAUGUCAGGAAGAGAAUAAAACAUGAGGACUGACCUGCUGUCAGGAGCCUGAGGAGGAAGCUGCUGCUUUAAAAGUACAACUAGAAGUCUUGUUUGUAGACACACCUACAAUCUGCAGUUAGACCUGGAUUGUGGGACGAAACUGAAACGCCACCUGGCGGCUCUGAGACGAGAGCGACCUUCCUGUUGUGACCGCUGCACCAAUCCUCAGACUGCCGGCUCAGAAAGCUUCAUUUCAGCUGAAUGAUGUCCAUAAGUGUGCUAACCUGGCACUAAGUAACAUUGUUUUGACAUGGGUGACCUUUGACCUGUUACUACAGUUUAAAACUGAGUGUGAAAACUUUUUGGUUGGCUAAAACAUUUAUAAAAGUAUUUUGGGCUUUAAAAACAAAACCUUACUUGAUGAAAUUGUUAACAGAACUUGUGGCUGUUUAUUCAAACUUGGCUGUUUUUAUGAUGCCUGCUGUGAACUUUGAACUGAAAGAAAUUAAAAAUAAAGCGAACACUAAAGAAAAAAGCAUAAACCUAUAGCUAUAGCACUGCUAUUUUCUUAUCGCUGACAACUUAAAGGUGCUUUUUGUUUCAACGUGUGAAUGAAAACAUUCACCACCAGAGGGCAGCAUUUCACCAGUAGGUGCAUUUUAACGUUUCCAGAUGUUUGCUGCUGCUCGCGUCCUCUAAAGUCUAAUCGUUCACCAGGCUGACAUUUUAAAGUAGAUCACUUACCUUAUUUAAAAAAAACGUAAGCCUGCAGUUUUAAAAACAAUUAAUCAUAAUUUAAAAAAAAAAAAAAACACCUUCUAGAGCCUGAGAAAAUUCAGUGCUCCAUCUUGUGGUGCAAAGUGGUAUUACAUCAAAGUAUACAGCUGCUUCAGAAAUAAAACCAAAGCAGGUUUUACCUUUAAUCAAUGUUUAAGUGCCAGUGUUGGCCUCCAGUGACUGCUGAGGGCUUCCUGCUGCUUUGCUGAUAAUAUUAAAGAACAGAAUAAUUUGGACAGAUUGUGACUUUUACGUUUAUUAGUGAAUUUCGAUAUAAUUGUUGUCUGCAGGUCCCAGGGUUGAUUGUUGUGCAGCUGCACUAAGAGGACGACCUCAUACUGAACUCUGGAUAAAAUAAGACUGAAACAGGCCUUUUAAAAGUAAUUUCUAAAUUAUUAGCUUAAUCAUUUUUAUUCUUUAAAUUAAAAGUGAUUUUUUUUUUAUUACAGUGACCGUUUCAGCUUUUACACACUAAUAAAUUUUCCCCCUCUUUUUCACAGCUGUUGCAUUUUGCUCGUAUAAAUAAAAAGGAAAAAGUUUCUCUUAUGUUUCGUAUUUCAUAAAUGCAGUAAAACACAUCGUUACUGUAAAGAAAAUGUAAAGCACCAAAUAACAUAAAUAUUUGAAUUCCGCUGGAAACAGAUGAAUGAGUCCCGUCUGAUCUGGGAGUGAUUUUUUUGCACUCCUUCACCACCACGGUGACUUCAUAGCAUUUAUUUUCAAAUACACAUAUACAGCAACAAGAAUCAUCAUAAACCAGUUAUUGAGAAAAUGCACAAUAACGAGAACAAUCACAUUUCCACAACUGUACAGCGUCAGAAGUAACCCCGAAGAGAGGAAAACAAAAACGAAAGAAGGUGACGAGUUUUGUUACUGUGGAAACCUCUCGGAGAUCGGCUCCCGUCCCUGGGUGCUCGCGUCCGUCCUGCACGCAGAGACGAGCGUGGAACUGGAACUAAAGAGGGUUUAGCAUGCAGAUAAUGUUGCAAGCUUUUCGUGUGCUUGCUCGUUUAGGAAACCUUACAGCAAAGUCGGUGACCUUUUGACCCUUAAUUGCACAUUUUUUUAUACAAAAAAAAAAGAAAAGAAUUGGUACAUCCGUCCAGUUCCAGAGCAAAUAUAAACAGGAUAUACAGAGAGAUCGCUUUGUGAAAGGGGGGCAACAAGCAGACGGCUGUCUCUUACAUGAGCUGCAUGCAAGAAGCUGUUUCACUCAUUUUAAUGCGAGUAAUGAAUCAGCGGGGGGGCCACAUCGGGACGUCUCUGAGCACAUGAACUGGGUUUGUUUGCAGGGGAACGUCUUAACCUGGCUCCAGCUGGAGAACACAACAAAAACGUGACCACAUAUGCACCGCGUGGACAAAAGUAAGUGGACGCACCUGUCUGGCUCAACCAUUUAAAAGGGAUCAUAUUUUAAUCUGAUACUCGGGCACUUUUGCUGCUUAAAGGAAGGUCCAUCUAUCCUUUAACUUUGACGGGUUUUUUCCCAGUGCCAAAAACUGCAGUUCCUCUGAUGGCCACUUGAGGCUGCCUCCAUGUUCAAACAACAACCUCACAGUGGAAAUAAGUGUUGGUUGUUAGGGCCAAAUGAUGCGCCUGUGGCUAAAGCACCAUGAAGGCAGUGAAAUAAUCACCUCCUCUAAAUAUUCCUGUUCUGGCCUUUUGUCAGAAUUUACUGAGAAUUUAGACACAUUUUCUAAAAGUUAAUUAAACACUGAGUCACAGUUAAAUGUAACGGCUCAUCAAAUGAAUCCGAGAAAGUACCAAAACCCAAAUGGCAAGUAAUAUCCGGCCCAAGUGUGAGGUUUCUUUUUGUUAUCUGGGACCACUGUGUGCUGUGGCGUUCAGGUCUCCUCUGGCCCACCAAACACUUCCUGUGACGCUCAUCAAGCCUCACUCGUGACUUUGGGACUACUGCUAAAAAUCUGCAGCAGAUAAGCUCUCAUGCGUCCACAAACUUUUGCCACGAAGUGCACUUUUACUACUUUGCAGGGAGCGAGAAACACGGCCAUCUGAUCAGUCCUGUGUUUCAGGUGCAUGUGUGUUGGAUACAGACUGCCUAAGGAGGUCUUCACCGUCCGCCUGCCGUGCAACAAUCACAAUCUUCUCCGUACAAACGAUCCAUUAACAGUAAAACAGCCGUUUUCAGUGUUUGUGUCACCGCUGUGAAAACUUUAGUCUACCUACCUGUAAGUGCAUAAAUACUGUUCUCAGCCGCCUCCUCACAGUUUAGCUAUGAAAAUGUCACUUUAAGGUUAAUUUUCCCUCCUCAAGCUGUAGCGCAUUUACACAAAGCAGUAAAAAAAAAAGAACACUGACAGUAGCAGGCACGA